Messenger RNA from Oncorhynchus nerka (sockeye salmon), 1722 nucleotides. Its product is annotated as basic proline-rich protein-like. Bases 1 to 1722 code for a protein of 573 amino acids. The record is from RefSeq and is a predicted model, not a curated record. The transcript is spliced from 3 exons. NCBI's taxonomy places the organism in Eukaryota, Metazoa, Chordata, Actinopteri, Salmoniformes, Salmonidae.
AUGGUAGCUGGAGUCGCUGUCUGUAGGGUUGGCGCGAGCGGUCGCAUCUGCACUCUGUCCGCAGCUGCUACGUCGUCCCUACGUCGUCCCCCGGUCGUCCCUACGUCGUCCCCCGGUCGUCCCCCGGUCGUCCCUACGUCGUCCCCCGGUCGUCCCUACGUCGUCCCCCGGUCGUCCCCCGGUCGUCCCUACAUCGUCCCCCGGUCGUCCCCGGUCGCCCCCGGUCGCCCUUACGCCGUCCCUACGCCGCCCCCGGUCGCCCUUACGUCGUCCCCGGUCGCCCCCCGGUCGCCCCUACGCCGCCCCCCGGUCGCCCCUGGUCGCCCCUACAUCAUCCCCCGGUCGCCCCGGUCGUCCCCCGGUCGCCCCCGGUCGCCCUCCGGUCGCCCCUAUGUCGCCCCCGGUCGCCCCCGGUCGCCCCUACGCCGCCCCUACGCCGCCCCCGGUCGCCCCCGGUCGCCCCUACGUCAUCCCCCGGUCGUCCCCGGUCGCCCCUAUGUCGCCCCCGGUCGUCACUACGUCGCCCCCGGCCGCCCUAUGUCGUCCCCGGUCGCCCCUACGCCGCCCCCGGUCGCCCCCGGUCGCCCCUAUGUCGCCCCCGGUCGCCCUAAGUUGUCCCCGGUCGCCCCCGGUCGUCCCCGGUCGCCCCAUGUCGCCCCCGGUCGCCCCUACGCCGCCCCCGGUCGCCCCCCCGGUCGCCCUACGCCGCCCCCGGUCGCCCCUACGCCCCUACGCCGCCCCGGUCGCCCCUAUGUCGCCCCGGUCGCCCUUACGCCGCCCCGGUCGCCCUCCGGUCGCCCUUUACGCCGCCCCUACGCCGCCCCCGGUCGCCCCUACGUCGCCCCCGGUCGUCCCUACGCCGUCCCUUACGUCGCCCCCGGUCGCCCCUACGCCGCCCCCGGUCGCCCCUACGCCGCCCUAAGUCGCCCCCCGGUCGCCCCCGGUCGCCCUUACGCCGCCCCCCGGUCGCCCUAUGUCGCCCCCGGUCGCCCCUACGCCGUCCCCCGGCCGCCCCUAUGUCGCCCCCGGUCGCCCCUACGCCGCCCCCGGUCGCCCCCCUCGUCGCCCCUACGCCCCCUUACGCCGCCCCCCGGUCGCCCCUACGUCGCCCCCGGUCGCCCCUACGCCGCCCCCGGUCGCCCCUACGCCGCCCCUACGCCGCCCCCGGUCGCCCCCAGUCGCCCCCAGUCGCCCCCCGGUCGCCCUACGCCGCCCCCCCGGUCGCCCCUUACGCUGCCCCUACGCCGUCCCCCGGUCGCCCUUACGCUGCCCCUACGCCGCCCCCAGUCGCCCCUACGCCGCCCCCAGUCGCCCCUACGCCGCCCCCGGUCGCCCCUACGCCGCCCCCGGUCGCCCUUUACGCUGCCCCCGGUCGCCCCUUACGCCGCCCCCAGUCGCCCCUACGCCGCCCCCGGUCGCCCCUACAUCGCCCCUACGCCGCCCCCAGUCGCCCCUACGCCGCCCCCAGUCAUCCCUACGCCGCCCCCAGUCGCCCUUACGCCGCCCCCGGUCGCCCCCGGUCGCCCCCCGGUCGCCCCCAGUCGCCCCAACGCCGCCCCCGGUCAUCCCCGGUCGCCCCCAGUCGCCCCUACGCCGCCCCCGGUCGCCCCCGGUCGUCCCCCAGUCGUCCCUACGUCGUCCCCCGGUCGUCCCCCGGUCGUCCCCCAGUCGUCCCUACAUCGGCCUCUCAGUGCUCCCGUCCUUGGGCUUUCCCACGUGUAG